GUUUGGUGAUGUCUGUGGCUUUAAACCCCUCCCCCUUUUCCUCUCGGCGGCACUAAUCACCCCCCAUACCGAAACGCGCAUCAUAGCUGCUGAUGUGGAAUUUCCCCCUGGUUUGAUGCCGUUUAAAAAGCUCCGCACCGAAGCCCCUGGACCGAGGCAGCAGCAGCAGCGAGCACAAGGAUGUAGCGCGCUGUGCAGACAAAAGGACAAUAACAGAGGGCAGGAGUUGCAUGUGUUGUAAAUGGGAAACCUGGUGGGCAGCUGGCGUUUCAAGGAGCCGAGCACCGUGGAGGAAUGCGACUCGACGUGGGGUUCGGACUCGGAGAGCGACGAGCCGGCGGCUGAAGAUGACAGCGGCAUUUCGGACUCCCUCAGCCCGGCGGAGAGCGAGCGGGCCGCGGGACACAGCGGGGACGCUGCCCUGCAGCUGACUGACUCCCCAGAGUCUGCUCCUAAGAUGAAGAGGAGUUUUUACGCCGCCAGGGACCUGUACAAAUACCGUCACAGCUACCCGAACUACAGAAAGUCCCGGCAGCCCAACGAGUAUCGGAACCUGCGCUUCUACAUGAACAAGAUCCCGCUGGUGCCCGACGGUAUCUACGUCGAGGAGAUUCUCUCAAAGUGGAGGGGCGACUAUGACAAACUGGAGCACAAUCACACCUACAUUCAGUGGCUGUUCCCAUUGAGAGAACAAGGGCUCAACUUCUACGCACACGAACUGACUCAGGACGAGAUCAAAGAAUUCCAAAGCACCCGGGAAGCGAAGCGGAGGUUCUUGGCGGCCUACUCCAUGAUGUUGGAUUUUUAUGGCGUCAAACUGCUGGAUAAGAGCGGCAACGUCGCCCGGGCCCCCAACUGGCAGGAGCGCUUCCAGCACCUUAACGAAUCCCACCACAACUACCUGAGGAUCACUCGCAUCCUGAAGUCCCUGGGCGAGCUUGGCUACGAGGCUUUCAAGGCCCCGCUGGUCCGCCUCUUCCUGGAAGAGUCUCUGUGCAGCGGCACCCUUCCCAACAUGCAGCACAGCGUGCUGGAGUACUUCGUCUACACCAUCCGCCUGCCGGCCACGCGCCGACGCCUGCUCCGUUUCGCCCGCAAGCACUACAGGCCCGCCCACGCCUUCCUCUGGGGACCGCCGCCUAAGAAGGGAGCCGGCGGCGGCGGCGGCGGAGUCGGUGCUGGCAGCAGCGGCAUCCGAGCUCCGGCUCCAACACCGGAGCAGCACAGGAGGGUGGAGGAGAGCGCCGGCGCUGCAAGUAGCAGGAUCAAUGUGUCUUCCCACGAUGCCAUAAUGUGCCAGGAACUGGUUGGAGGAGGGAUAAAGGGCUUCCCAGACCUUGGCUCUUAUGAGGUCGGAGUGCAAGGGCCGCUGAUGCUCGCUAGUGGGAGAAGAGAGAGGAGUGAGUACAGCUAGGCUCAUUCCCUUUGAGAAAUGGUAUAUAUAUAUAUAUAUAUAUAUAUAUAUAUAUAUAUAUAUAUAUAUAUAUAUAUAUAUAUAUAUAUAUAUAUAUAUAUAUAUAUAUAUACACACACAGGACACUCAAACCCAGGAAGACAUCAAUGCAACAUAAUUAAACUUCUAAACACAGGAUUAGAAUCAGUUCAGGUUAAGGGCUUAGAAAUUCAGAUUUCAUAGUUGUAGACUUUCCAAACCAGUGGAGACAAGAAUAUAGAUACUUUAGUCUAAUGGGAAUUCACUUUGGGGGGGUGAAAAACCUGGGCAGAUGUUUGCCUUACCUAAUCAUUUACUCUGAAGCUGAAAUAGGAAGGCAGUAUUAUUAAAUAGAGAACAAAAAUCGUUUUGUUUGCGCCGUCUGUAUCCUGUUAAAAGACGAGUCACCGGUAAGCAAUACUUUGAAACCAUUUUUUUUUUUAGAUUGACCUAAAAAGCCUCAUGUAUGUGCUACUAGCAGACACAACUCUGUGAUUUUUACUGUUUUAUUAGCUGAAGAGCAAAAAAUAAACGCGUUUUCUCUCCUUCUGGGAAAACAAAAGGGAUUGAAAGGCGACGCACGCCGUCACGUUGAAAAAGAACGCACGCCCUGCUUAAGGCCUAGGGUUGGUCUUUAUCAGGUUAUAAAAUCAUUUCAAUCAAACUUCAAGUGUGUGAGCACAUAAUUUAAUGUACGAAAAGAAUCUCUGACUUAAAACCCAGUUUAUAUAUAGUUUGCCUCUCAGGAUUCAAGAAUCAUUUUGAUACAAUAAGAAUUUGCACCGGCCUCCGUGCUUUAUCGUCACCCCUGGUACAGAGGAGUAAAACCUGGAUAAAUGUUUUUUUUUUAAUUUUUUAUUGAAGCAGCAUAAUACCACACUUUAAAAUAUAGAAUAAAAUACCUAAGCUCUAUUUAUCUAUAUAGGAGUCGGUGGGGAUGCCAAUAUCUGUAGUACCAGAAAUGUAUUCAUAUUAAAGAUUGGAUUGUUUUCACUUUAGUAAUAUCAGAUUGUGCUCGUGCAAUCAAGAUGAGAGAAUUUAAACCGCUUUUUGUUUUUACACGUCUCUAUCAGGGGUGAGGAUAGCUGGAGGAUUUUAGUGCAAUUCUUUCUCUUUAGGGGACCCAUGUGAUUGGCCACAGCAGAAAGUCUUAAUUACCACCGCCGCCACAGGUUGUAAUGUCAUCUAUGAAAACAAAAGUAAUUGUGACUGAACACGUGUUUUAACGUUUUUUGACAAUCUGUGUCUUCCUGAGUCGAUACGCUAUGGGUUUCUCUGAACUGCUGCACAAACAUCAAUAAGACGCCUGAUCAGCUUGUGUAGCCUUCGCCAUAAUAGACCUUAGUGUGGAAACGUGAAGUCCAACCUCAUGCGUGGUCUUUAGCCUGUGAAUUAGACUCUGAGCUGCUCUUUAAAGCCUCGUGUGUAGGGCUGCAGAUGCUCAUUUUGCUCAGAUAAAUUAGGAUUUUAAUUAAAAAUAAUAAUCUUGCACAACUGCUCUCAUUAUUUAACCCAGUAAGUGGACGUAGCGCGUAGAGUCCUGCAGUGAAAGCCUCUCAUAUGUUAAGAUUGUUUGCCUUUGAGGCAAGUUUAACGCAAUUUGUUUAAAUUUCUCUGCUUGCGAUAGUUAGGAAUCUGUAAAAUCAAAAGCCAUGCAAGAUGUGAAACAGGAUUUUUUUUUUUUUGGGGGGGGGGGGGGGGGGGUGAUGAUAACCAGUUCUUCCUGACUUAAUCAGAUUUUCUUCCUGUAGGGACAGCUGGCAAGGUUUUAACAUCACUCUUCAGCCAAGUGUAUCUGCUAUAAUUGUAAAAGUUACCUUUUCAGGUAGAUUGUAUGAUAACAUGGACUCAAGUAUGUUGAAUUUUUGUGAAAUGAACAUUUAAACAUACAGUACUGCGGUUGUGUGUGUGUGUGCGUGUGUAUGUGUGUAUGUGUGCAGGUUUCUCUAAUAUUAAGUGCCUCUUUUGUAUGUCUUACUUAUACCUGUAUGCUAUAAGUACCGUCUACACCGACUUCUUGUACAUCCUGAUUUUUGUACAGCAUUUUGAUAUUUAAGUUAUUGUUCGCUUUGUAAUCAUAUAUCCUAUGGUUAAUAAUGUACAGCAGGAACAAACCCUGAAGAAUCACUGUAGAGGACAAGUUAUUCCGAAUAUUUGUAUCUGGCUUCUGCAAUAAAAUGUGAUUGUUCUACUGAA
This is a messenger RNA of Fundulus heteroclitus (mummichog), 3628 nucleotides long. RefSeq names its product opioid growth factor receptor-like 1 (gene ogfrl1). The transcript has 7 exons. Gene Ontology annotation, molecular function: opioid growth factor receptor activity. Bases 242 to 1414 code for a protein of 390 amino acids. Lineage: Eukaryota; Metazoa; Chordata; Actinopteri; Cyprinodontiformes; Fundulidae. Gene Ontology annotation, cellular component: membrane. The record is from RefSeq and is a predicted model, not a curated record.